AUGACUGUUACAGGGGAUGAAGGUGAGAUUAUUUCAGCUCUGAGAGAUACUGGGCUUCUUAAAAAAACAAUCGUUAUGUUCACUGCAGAUCAUGGAGAACUUGCUAUGGAACACCGCCAGUUCUAUAAAAUGAGCAUGUAUGAAGGAAGUUCCCAUGUCCCUCUUUUAGUUAUGGGGCCAGGUGUAAAAGAACAGCAGCAAGUACCAAAUGUGGUAUCUCUCGUGGAUAUAUAUCCUACUAUGCUCGAUAUAGCAAGAAUUCCCAUCCCGCAGAACCUCAGUGGAUAUUCUCUUAUACCGCUGCUGCGUGGAAAGGCUGAAAACGAAGUGUCAUCCAAAGGGCCUCGGCCUUCGUGGGUGUUGAGCGAGUUCCACGGAUGCAAUGUGAAUUCUUCCACAUACAUGCUUCGAACUGGCAAAUGGAAAUAUAUCACGUACUCAGAUGGCCGUUCAGUACUUCCACAACUGUUUGACCUUUCUGAUGAUCCAGAUGAGCUAACAAAUGUUGCCAUAAAAUUCCCAGUAAUUGUACAUUCCUUGGACAAAAUACUCCGCUCUAUAGUAAAUUACCCAAAGGUUUCUUCUUCUGUUCAGAGGUACAACAAAAACCAAUUUAUGAGUUGGAAACAAAGUUUAGGUCAGAAUUACUCAGAUGUUAUUGCCAACCUUAGGUGGCAUCAAGACUGGUUAAAGGAACCCAAAAAAUAUGAGAAUGCAAUUGAAAAGUGGCUAGCUGCCCAAAGAAGCCCGGUGCACAGAGGCAGGUUUCCAGAUCAUGCAGCAAACCCCAGGAACGCGCCAGCUCGCAAGGUAGAGCACCAGUGGCGGGAGGUGGGGACGCUCCCUCGGAGGGUGAUGCUGUGGCAUGUGAGCCAGCCAGUGGCAGAUUGUGAUCACAUCCUAAGUCGGCAGGAGACAUACCGCUGUCCUGAUGAACACAAAUGGGCAUUCUAUGUGUCAAUACAAGGUCCUCCUGGUCGCUGGAGAGGUAAGACUGCCACUGUCAACGUGACAACAAAUCACAUGGAAGUAAUCAUCCGCCACCUUUGUCAGGAGAACCCGCCUGGUUGGUAA
This is a messenger RNA of Balearica regulorum gibbericeps (East African grey crowned-crane), 1074 nucleotides long. NCBI's taxonomy places the organism in Eukaryota, Metazoa, Chordata, Aves, Gruiformes, Gruidae. The record is from RefSeq and is a predicted model, not a curated record.